Messenger RNA from Patiria miniata (bat star), 6852 nucleotides. RefSeq names its product disks large homolog 2-like. Gene Ontology annotation, molecular function: kinase binding. Lineage: Eukaryota; Metazoa; Echinodermata; Asteroidea; Valvatida; Asterinidae. The transcript is spliced from 24 exons. Gene Ontology annotation, cellular component: neuron projection; neuromuscular junction; postsynaptic density membrane. Gene Ontology annotation, biological process: chemical synaptic transmission. The coding region runs from base 420 to 3275 and encodes 951 amino acids. The record is from RefSeq and is a predicted model, not a curated record.
GCGACGCGCGGUCAAUCGAGGUCGCCAUUUUGCCGUGUGGAGAUUUAACUGCUUCGAAAACACGGGGAAAACUUCGCCCUAGCUCGCCGAAAUUUGGUUUAAUGGGACUGUGUUGAGGUGCACAGCCCUGGUCUGUCACCUAGCCUACUAGACCUGACGUUUAGCGGACUGCUUGUGCUUGUGAUUGCCCGUGGGAGAGGAUUUUUGGGACAAGUUGGGCGUUUACGGGAAAGUUUGUUGGUCGACAGUCAAGUCGAGUCCCGCGUGUACGGUGCAGUCAACGGUACCGUGUGGAGUGCUGACGGGCCGCAUGCUGUGCUCGCUCGCGCCGCUGUGUGCAUCGCAACUGUUGACAAGCGCAAGCUAACCGGAAAUAGCCCACGUUACCGGAUUUACGCUGUGUUUGUACCUCGGAAAAUAUGCCAGUUCGGAAGCAAGAGGCCCACAGGGCCUUGGAACUGUUGGAAGAUUACCACUCCAAGUUGACCAAGCCCGGUGACCGUCCCCUACGUAAUGCCAUCGAGAGGGUCAUUCGCAUCUUCAAGAGCCGGCUUUUUCAGGCUCUGCUUGAUAUUCAGGACGCCUGUGUCUUGUUACCGGUUGACCAAAACAUCCAGGAGUUCUACGAGGCCACACUCAUGGACGGCAGCAAGAGCAUCAACCAGAAGACCAUGGAAACGCUGGAGGUUGCGUCGAAAUGGGAGCAGCAGACGUACACGACGCCGGCACGAAUGCCCAUCGACAACUCGCCGCAAUACCACUAUCCGGAUGAAGACCCACCAGCUUUAGAUGGCGCCCCGCGGUUGGUUCCCGUAGUUGGUUCCAAUGUGACUCAACCCAAGGAGAACAUUCAGAGCUACGUCACGCAGACUACCGUGUCGCCAGUUGAGCCUAGUCCCUCCCCAGUGUUUGUCAAUGCUGAUCAUCUGAAACAGUCUCCAAACGAUAUUUCACCAAGCGACAGCCUUCCAAUGAACAAUAUAGAGGAGUGGGAGUAUGAAGACAUUAUAUUAAAUCGGGGUGGAGCUGGGCUGGGCUUCAGCAUCGCAGGGGGUGUCGACAACCCACACGUCCCCGAUGAUCCCAGCAUCUUCAUCACCAAGCUUAUCCCAGGGGGUGCAGCGGCGGUUGGUGGAAGACUCAGAUUGAAUGAUGUCAUUAUCAGAGUGAACGAAACAGAGAUCCACAACGUUCCUCACCAAAAUGCCGUUGAUGCCCUCAAGAAGACCGGAAGCAUUGUCAACCUGGUCGUUAGGCGGAGGCGGCAGCGACGUACCGGUGAUGUCAUCCGCAUCAAACUGGUCAAGGGUACCAAAGGGCUGGGCUUCAGCAUCGCUGGAGGGUGUGGCAACCAACAUGUUGCCGGGGACAACGGUAUCUUCGUCACCAAGAUCAUCGAUGGGGGCGCGGCCCAGAUGGAUGGCAACCUCCAGAUUGGUGACAAAAUCAUCGCGGUUGGCAACGAUAAACUUGAAGAGGUAACCCACGAGAAUGCGGUCGCUGUCUUGAAGGCGACCAGCGAAGUGGUCUUACUGACUGUCAUCAAAGGUGCUGUCAUCAGCUACCCGUCUCCUCCGGCCAGUAUAACCUCGCAACCAGACGUGUCCACCAUGCAACCUUCUUCCCCGCCUCCACCGUAUCCCGAAGCCAUAGUGUCCAGCGUUGCCGGCGUGAGUUUACAAUCGGAGCCCGCCCUCCAGCGACCUCCGACUCCGCCCCACCAGGAGAUGUCAAACAUGAUGAAUCCUCCGUUAACCUACCACCAGCCGCCCCAAGACACCGCGUAUGGCUCCAUGAAGAAGAUGCACGUGCCGCCCUCGCCUACCGCUAACUAUGAGGGCAACGGGGUAAAACCGUACGUCCAGAAUGACGACGAUUUCCCCAGGGAAGCAAGGACUGUGGUCCUGAAUAAAGGAGCAACAGGUUUGGGUUUCAACAUCGUCGGUGGUGAAGACGGAGAAGGCAUCUUUAUCUCCUUCAUCUUGGCCGGAGGUGUGGCUGACCUCAGCGGGGAACUCAAAAGAGGAGACCAGAUAUUAUCGGUCAACAAGAAGGAUUUACGGGGCGCGACCCAUGAAGACGCUGCCUUGGCCCUCAAAGGCACGGGACAGACCGUUCUGAUUGAAGCUCAGUACAAACCAGAGGAGUAUAACCGCUUUGAAGCCAAGAUCCAAUCGCUGCGAGAAGAAAUGAUGAACAGCUCAGUGAGUAGUACGACGACGGGAAGCCUACGUACAUCGGCAAAGAGAUCGCUCUAUGUCAGAGCGCUCUUUGACUACGACAAGACAAAAGACAGCGGUCUGCCGAGCCAAGGGUUGAGUUUCAACUACGGCGACAUCCUGCACGUGACCAACGCCAGUGAUGACGAGUGGUGGCAAGCCAAACAGGUGCUACCCACGGGAGAGGAAGGCGAAAUGGGUGUCAUACCAAGCAAGAGGAGGGUGGAGAAGAGAGAACGAGCGAGGCUGAAAAGCGUCAAGUUUUCUGGAAGGGGAGGAAGUCUGGAAAGCAAGGGUUCCAUGAACGAGAAACGUAAGAAGGGGUUCUUCUCCCGGAAGUUUAAAAAGGGACGGGAGAGCGACUUGGACACGAGCGACGCCGAACACAUCACCUCAAACGCCAGCGAUAGCGAAAGUAGUUACAGAAAUGACGAGAUGAUUCUCUCCUAUGAGGGCGUGGUUCAGCAAGAAGUCAAAUACACCCGGCCGGUUAUCAUUCUCGGUUCUGGCAAGGAUCGCGUCAACGACGACUUGAUCUCAGAGAUGCCUGAGAAAUUUGGAAGCUGCGUACCCCACACGACGAGGCCGCGAAGGCCCCACGAGGUGGACAAGCGAGACUACCAUUUUGUCGAGUCUCGCGAGCAAAUGGAGAAGGACAUUCAGGAUCAUUUAUUCAUAGAGGCUGGCCAGUAUAACGAGAACCUGUACGGCACCAGCGUCGCCUCGGUCAGAGAGGUAGCUGACAAGGGUAAGCACUGUAUCCUCGACGUGAGCGGCAAUGCCAUCAGGCGAUUGCAGGUGGCCAACCUCCAUCCCAUCGCCAUCUUCAUUCGUCCCAAGUCGGUGGAGUCGGUCAUGGAGAUGAAUCGGCGGAUGUCUCGGGAACAGGCCGAGAAGACGUACGAGAGAGCCAUCAAGUUGGAGAUAGAGUUUGGCGAAUUCUUUACAGCCAUUAUUUCAGGCGACACGUUGGACGAGAUUUACUACAAAUGCAAAGAGGUGAUCCACGAUCAGUCAGGCUCGACAAUCUGGGUACCUGCCAAGGAUAAAUUGUGAUCCCUGCACCACCCAGUAGCACCCACUUCAGUCCAUGUCACAACCUGUAAGGUACCCAGUUGAGCCCGAUGCAGCCUGUUUUGGAGGAACCCAGAUUGGGCAGAUCCUGCUUGAUGUAAAAUAGCAUAAUAAUAAAAAAAGAUUUGUAUAAAGUGUGUAGAAGGCACAGGGCUGGUUUUUGAAUUCCAAGCAGUCCCAGUUUUGAUCCUUGUAGGCCUAGCCUUGUAGCACCCGUUACACUCAUAGAGAAAGCAGUGAGGACACCCAUAGGCACCCAUUCAAGUAAAGGUAACAUGGGUGUAAGGUGGUGGUACACAGGAUUCGGUAAUAUGUGCAGUGUCACUCAUGAAUUUUUGUAUGGACACUCAAAGCACAGGUGUGAUUUAGAGCCCAGUAGCGCCCGUUUCAUUCUAUACCUUAUCCCCUGUGGAACCCACUUGUACCCAGUUGUACCCAAGUUUUCUGGAGAAACCUUAACUCUAGGUUGGAUUUUGAAAUGAGGACAGAUUCGCACUUGUUUGAGUAAAUGUUGUUAUACAGGCGAUGUGAGUCAGUGUGUUUUAACGUGUUCCAUCCCGUUGCUGAAGCUGUGGGAUUAAACGGGUUUGGUGCACUGAAAGAUUGUUGUUUGUUUGGGUACCAGUGGGCGUAUUCUGGGCGUAGUGGGUUAGUAGAUUAUCCCCCACCCUUGCAAAGCCUACUCCAACCUUUCCACCCUUUUAUCUCAAAGACUAUAAAUUUCUCUGAUGUGUACAAAGUGUAAAUUUAGCACAGUAAAGAGGCCUAUCGAAAAAUAAUAAAACGCUGUCAUUUUACGUCAAUUUUUUUGGAUGUAACGGAAAAAUGCAGCGUGCAGUUUGGAUUUCUUUAUUUGUUACAUUUAGCUUCUUCGUAGAAUAUAAUUGGAGCUUUUUGUUUUUUUCAAGCUUGUAAUAUACAGCAGGAAUCUUGGUCUAUUCUCAGGACGAUUUCUGUUUGGCCUUGUUCGGUUUUUUUUUGCCUCGGAAGUACAACUGUGAGGGCAGUAUUUGAUGACGUUGCUGUUUUUGACGUGGAAACUGACAGAGAAAUUUGGCACGACCACCUGCAGUAGUUGCAUUUCAGUCGUGCUUGGAUGCAUAAAUACAAUGGGUUUUUUGGAGUAGGAAGCUGCUUCCAUUGCACUUUGCAAAUAGUUUUAUUCGAAGUGUUCGAGGAGCCAUAUUAUUGUUUUUGCAGCUAGAUCAGACAACUCCGCAACACAGUGAAAAAUGCCGCUUCAAACUGUCCACCUGCCAACCAAUAGAGGGCGCUAUCCUAUUAAAUUUUGUUGGUAUAGCAGAACGCCCCGGAAUUGAUGAAGGAACCAGGACAAAAAUUGUACAGAUCCGUCAGUGAAGUGUUACAUGCUUUGUAUACAUAACAGUCUUUGGUCACGGUGUUCGUUACAGUGACUUUCUGAGUACGAUGUAAACAGAACUCAUCAACUGUAUUAUUUUUGCUACUUUUUACUAAAUCUGUUCAAUUGGAAUUGAAUGGAUGUCACUGAAAAUGUACAUUUAAUUUCAGUGAAUGUCCUCUGAAGUUACAGCCCGCAUCUGUAAAAAAAAAAAGAAAUGGCCAAAUAAGCCUUGAAUAUUCUCAAACAUUCAACAAACCCACUUUGCUUACACUGGCUUUGUGUCACAAUUGUUUUAGUUGAUUUCGUCUGUUUACUCACUAGAUUGUUGCCAUGGUAUUUUGUAUUAAAGUUAGAAACAUUAGAACCUCUUGCAUUAUAGAACUUUUAUUCUGUCGGUCAAUUCAAUGAAUUAUAAUUAUGAUCACUUCCCCCUAACUAAGGUUACAGUAGUGUUACAUUUUGUUGUAUUUUGAAUCAUGCUUUCGCAGUUUGGAUAUUAUUACAUCAGAUUUUAGUUUGAAAACAUAAUUGCAAGUCUUUAAAAAUUUUAUUUUUUUUUUUUCCCAACAAUUUUGUUAUUUAAAAAUUGACACACAUACAUUUAGAGCAGUUGUUAUAUUUGGUUUUUCAUUUCUGUUUUGCCAUUAUCACUCAACUUGAUUUUUUUCCAAUUUUAAUUGGAAUUUUUUUUCCUUUCCUUUUUGGUGAAUAUAUGCUUUCUAUGUUUGUUCUUUUAGAAAAAACUUAUAUCAAGUUACCCUGUUAAGUUUGCAUUCAUUUUUAAGAUUUGAGGAUGUUGAAGUUGGGUAGAUUAUGAUUUUGAGCCCUAUAUAAGGAAAUAUCGUUCAUAACUUCUGAUUGUGGUCACAAUACACAAGUUGAUGCAGCAUGCAUUUUGUACAGCAUAUAUCAGGGCUGCUUGGAGAUGGCCACAUUAAACAGGUUGGGCUCUAAAUGCCACAUAGUCAUUUCUCGUUAAUUAUAGUUGACAAGACUUGAAAGUUAUUGAGGUGCUUGAAUAGCAAACAAGGAAAGUAAUAUUGAAUAAUGAGUGAGGUUGUUUAAGACUGGAACAUUUUGAGUUAAUACUUAUUGGGUGACAUUUUUAAGCUUUGGUUAAAUGAUUUGCUUCUCUUUCAGUUUUUUCCCUUAUUUGGUACUGGAUUUUUUUUCAUGAGCAAGCCUUGGAAGAUUACUUAAUGUUUGUUUUUGUUUUUCUGUUUGGAUAAUGUGGUCCUUGUGGGCCUAUUUUUGUUACUUCUGUUUUCGUUUUGUUUAUUAGAGGAAAAUAAUCGGUUUGACAUGGCGUGCACAAGCCUAAUUCUGCGAUUCGUGUAGUUCGUGUCUGUAUGUUUGGUUGCCAAAUUUCGCUGCUUCAACUACACUCUGAAAUUGAAGUACAGAAGCUAUGCAUCUGCAUGUAAUGCUGUCAGAGUCGUAGUUGGAAUAAUAAGGUCCCUUUUAUUCGUGUGGUAAAAAAAAAUAUCGAAUCAACCUAAAUUGUUCGUUUCAUAGGUAAAAAAACUCAUUGUCGAAAGAGCUAUCUAAACAAUUUUUAAUGAAAGAUUUGGAUGCAGGUGGAUUUUGUAAUCAUGUUUGAUUGGACGGGGGCACAAUACGGGAACGAGGUUGACGUUUUCAACUGAGAUAAGGACAAGGUAAAAAUACCAAAGACUCUAGAGCUUCCCUUUUCUGGAUGCGAGGUUGACAAUAUUUCUUAAACAUUUAGAUUUUAAAAAUGUCACCUUCAGUGCGUGCCCACUAAUAUGGCAUUUUUAUUAGUUCCUGUAUUUCCAUAAACAUUUGAAAUUUACACAUUGAAAACAAAUGUGCCAUCCACAUAAAUAUAAUCACUGAAUGCGGACCCUAAUUCGCCAGCCUCAAGGUUUUAAAAGCCAUGAGAAAACUGAUUGUUAAUAUGAACACUUUAAUUUCAUAUUUUUUUUUAAAAGCAAGCUUGUAGAUUACGCGUACUUAAAAAAAACCUGCUUUACAUAUAAAAUGCAUGCCACUUUGAAUAUCGGUUAAUUAAAAAAAAAAGAAGACCUACAGGUGUUUUUUAAGCACAUUAAUCAGACUAUAGGGCGGUGUAUCAUAUUAACCAUGACAGUAGACUUGCACAGUUAUUGGAAUUAGUUAUUAUUUUCCUAUUGUAUGAGAAUUAUAAUUAAAAAGAUAUUGGGCUUAUUUCAGAAA